This is a messenger RNA of Rotaria sp. Silwood1, 1755 nucleotides long. The record is from the annotation of a GenBank genome assembly. NCBI's taxonomy places the organism in Eukaryota, Metazoa, Rotifera, Eurotatoria, Philodinida, Philodinidae.
AUGGAUGACGAAUUUCCUACCGACUUUUCUUCUCAAACAAGAACAUAUAUUUCUGUAUUAAAUCCUGAAGCUACUUCAUUUGAACCAUCAUCUUAUUCUCAACAUAUACAAGAAGUUUCAAGACCAAAAUCUUUUUCAGAAGAUAAUAAUCAUCAUUUACAUAUUCAAUCAACUACAAAUGAUCAAUAUGAUAAUGAAAAUUAUUAUUCAACAACUAUUCAUUCAAUAGAACCAUCAGAACAUAUUUCUUCACAAACACAUUUCAUUCAAGAAACAAUAACAAAUAAUCAACAUCCAACAAGUUCAUAUCAUAUUGAACCAGUAAAUAUUUCUUCUAAUGAUCAUUUGAAACAAUCGACACUCCAAACAAAAGAAGAACAUGAUGAUGAUCAUCAGAAAAUUGAACAAAAUAUAGAUGAAAUAUCUUUUCAACAAUCAACUAAUAUUAAUAAUGAAACUAAUUUUGAUACACAAACAAAUCUUAAUGAGAUAUCAAAUGAACUCAAAACACAACGUAAACUUGAUGAAAAUGAAAUUCCUAUUGAUCAAUCUUCAACCGAUAUCGAAAAUAAAACUACUUUAAACGAAUUAAAAUCAAAUACAAUUGAUACUCGUCCAUUAACAGAACUUGAAACAUCCUAUGAACAAAAACCAACCAAAGAAUCUUUAAAUUCAUUAUCUGAUGUUGUUUCGGAAAAAAAUUCUGAUGCUACAGCUUCUCAAACUGAACUUGAUGAUAUUCUUGGUAAUAAAUCUUUACUUAAACAAAUAAUUACUCCAGGUACACCUGAUACACGUCCAAUACGUAAUGCAUUAGCAACAGUUUCUUAUAAAUUAUUUUUAAUUGAUGAUUCAACAUCAAAUUCACGUCUUAUUGAAACAAUAACGAAUGAAUGUUUUUUUGUUAAUGAAUGUGAUAUUUUACCAGCUAUUGAUCUGUCUAUUCAAUUAAUGGAUCGUGGUGAACAUGCAUUAAUUUAUUCUGAUGUUCGACAUUGUUAUGGAGAUAUUGGUUGUGAAGAAAAACAAAUUCCACCAAUAUCAUCAAAUAAUUCAUAUCAAAUGAAAAUUGAUCUAGAAUUUCAUGAUUGGAAACAUGCACCUGAUAUUCAAACAUUAUCAAUUGAUGAAAGACUUUUUUGGAGUGAUAAAAAGCGACAACGAGGAAAUCUUUUAUAUCGUCGAAAAGAAUAUUCAACAGCUCUUCAAUGUUAUCGUAAUGCAUUAAAAUUCUUAGAUACAGAUCAAUAUCCAUUAUUAGAAGAUGAUAAAGAAUCAUCCGUAUUAAUUGAUCGAUAUAUUCAAGUACAAAAUAAUCUUGCACAAGUUUAUUUAUUAAAUAACCAAUAUGAACAAUGUUUAGAUGCUGUUAAUCAAGUUUUAAAACAUGAUUCAAAAAAUAUUAAAGCUUUAUUUCGACAAGCAAAAGCUUUAUUUGAAUUAGGAAAUUAUGAUCAAACAAUUCCAUCAUUAAAAUUCUUAUUACAAAGUCAAAAUAAAGAUGUAGAAAAAGAUAAAGUUAAUGAAAUGUUAAAUAUUUGUGAAACAAAAUUAGCAAAAUAUAAAAAAAAUGAAAAAGAAAUUUACAAAAGAAUGUUUUCAUCAGCUACAUCAACAAAAGUUGAUCAAAAUCUUCAAACAAAAACUAUUCAAAAGAUUGAAAAUAAAAAUAAUAAUUCUUGGUGGACAUAUCUUGCAAUGGGUAGUGCUGUUCUAGCUGCUGUUGGUCUUGCUGCAAUAAUUAAAUAUCGAUAA